Messenger RNA from Parasteatoda tepidariorum (common house spider), 3131 nucleotides. RefSeq names its product mannan-binding lectin serine protease 1. The record is from RefSeq and is a predicted model, not a curated record. Gene Ontology annotation, biological process: proteolysis. Gene Ontology annotation, molecular function: serine-type endopeptidase activity. NCBI's taxonomy places the organism in Eukaryota, Metazoa, Arthropoda, Arachnida, Araneae, Theridiidae.
GCUGCAAAAAUUAUCCACCACGCAUUCCACUCCACGCAGUUCCUGUUUUCAAAAAGAGAAUAAUACUUCAAUGGACUUACGGAAUAUACUCACUUAUAGAAAGGAAACGUUGUUCCAUGCGGAGGAAUAUUAUUAUUUUUCGCGUAACGUCCACAAAAAGGAAUACUCUUUUUUUUUAUUAUUAUUGUUUUUGUUUUUUGAAGGUUCGCUUGAGUGAAAACAAGUUAGUUUAUCACAAUGCACCAGAAACAACCGAAAGCAAACGAUAUUCGUGAUGCUGCAGCUGUUGCCAUUUGGAGAUUGAGUUAUACAUAAGCGUUCUCAUGAUUGAUAGCGUGAAAAGUAAUGCGACUACAUUCAUCAGUCUUGUUCAUAUUAUUCGUUUCCCGAUGCGUGGACGUAAGCGGAAACGGAAACCUAAAUGGACAACUUAGACGCACAAGAAGCACCAAAGAUGAUUGCAGCUAUAGCUUUAACGUGUCUGGAAGUGGGGGUACCUUGACUAGUCCUGAUUAUCCUGAUAAAUACCCCAGCAACACUGAUUGCAGAUGGUUACUCAAUGCUGCAGAACCAAAUAUCUCCCUCCUACUCCGAAUAGACACCUUGCAAAUUGAACCUGAUACCAACUGCAAAUUAGACUACUUGCAGGUAUAUCUUGGAGCAACAACCCUGGCUCCAUCCCUUGGUCCUUUCUGCGGAAAUAUCAAAGAUAGGGUUCUGAAGACAAACUCCUCAACUCUUCUCUUAGUCUUCCAUUCUGAUCCAGUAUACGAAGAUAGAGGUUUUUCCAUUGACUACUUCACUCAGAGUGCAGGAGAUUGCAAAGCAUCCUUAACAGAAUCUUCAGGCACCAUAAGAAGUCCAGGGUUUCCCAACAAUUACCCCGACAAAACAGAUUGCUGGACCCUCAUAACAGUCAACCCAGACAAGAAAAUUAAGUUAAACUUCGAUUCAUUGGAACUCGAAUAUGGGGAAAAUUGCACAUAUGACUAUGUUCAAAUAUAUGACGGUGCUACAAGAAAUUCUCCUCUUAUGGGUCAAAUAUGCCGACGCCAGGGUGAUAUGAUUUUCGAAUCUUCAAGCAAUACUAUGUUGCUUCAUUUCCACUCUGAUGAAUCUGUCAAUAGAAAAGGAUACAGGGCACAUUACUCAGCAAUUGAUACCAGGAGUAUCAUGACGGGUGAUUGUCUCUGGGAAAGCGGUGAUAUGAAUGGUACAAUUGCAAGUCCAAACUAUCCUGCCAAUUAUCCAAACAAUGCGAACUGUAGCAUAUGGUUGCAAGCACCUGAAAACUACUGGAUAUCAAUAACAUUCGAUGCACUACAAAUGGAAAUUGAUACUAACUGUUCGUAUGAUUAUCUGCAAAUUAAAGAUGGCCCACCUCCAGAUUCCAAACUCAUGGGGACAUUUUGCGGGAAAAUGUCAGAACCAAAAGAGCUUCAAUCCAAAACUAAUGAAGUUGAGCUUAGAUUUCAGUCAGAUGAUUUCGCUGAAUUCUCUGGUUUUAAAUUAAGAUAUAAUUUCCUCACAAAUACCACAGAUUCCAUAUCAGGACCUUCAAAAACAGCUGAUAUGGGAAAAGUUUCAUUUGAAACGUAUCCAGAAAACGCAACUUUACCGAUAGGAUCUCCAUACAUGUUACGUUGCAGCACAAGGCAUCCUCUAGCCAAAGUUCGAUGGUUAAAAGAUGAUCAGUUCCUGUCCGGAGGAACGCCGCUACCUGGACUUAAAGUACUGACCAACCAGACACUAUGGAUUCAGAGUAUGGACCACCAUCUGACUGGUCAAUACACUUGCGUCAUCGUCACUCCAGAAGAGUCCAUUUCUAAGAGUGCUUUUGUCGUUGCACAGAGUGAUACCAAAAAUAAUGAGUCCGCAUGUGGCAUUGUAUUCCGCAAGGUCCCGAGAGACGCCUACUUUGCUGAGGGAGAAUUUGCUUACAUGGAAUGCCUAGCUGCUGGUACAAAUGUACAGUUUACAUGGGAAAAGGAUGGAAAGCCCAUAGAAAACAGUAGAAGGGUUACGAUUCUGAAGAAUGGAAUGCUUUACGUAGAUAGGGUCACCCUGGAUGACGCUGGCAUAUAUUCUUGCGUCGCCUAUGAUGAAAUAGCCAAGUGUCGAAAGAAAGCCUCCGCAUUUCUUCAAGUCAGCGAAAGAGCCAAAAUCGAUGAAAUUUGUGGAAUACCAAAAGCAGGCAAACCAUCUAAUGAUAUUCCCAUUAUGGAUCAUGGUAAGAUUGUUGGAGGCCAUAACACCAAGAAAGGAGCAUAUCCAUGGCAAGUCAUGCUAUGGGAACCAACACUGAAAUCAUUCUGUGGAGGAUCAUUGCUGAAUGAACGAUGGAUAGCGACAGCAGCUCAUUGCUUCGUCCACUAUCAACACCUCAGAUGGGAUCGAGUCGUCAUUAAGGUCGGUAAAUACGACAGAGAACACGAGGAAGUGGAAGAAUUCAAAACAAGCAUAGCUGACCAGUCGUCCAUUGUGAUACAUCCAGCUUUCAACAAGUUGACAUUCGACAACGACCUGGCAAUGAUUCGUCUACGAGACCACGUCAAAUUCACAGAUUACAUUUUGCCCAUAUGCCUCGGGGACAGAGAAAUGGGCGAAAUGUUUCUGUCUCCGAACGGAAGGUCAUCGCAAGAGGUUCGGAUGGGAACAGUUAUAGGAUGGGGGAAAUUGAAAGAGUCCGGACCGUCGCCAAGAUACCUCCAAGAAAUUCGACUACCCAUUGUUGAUCAGAAGACUUGUAAAGAAUCUACAAAUUACACGGUCAGCCGAAACAUGUUUUGUGCCGGAUAUGCUCAAGAGAUAUUAGGGGAUGCUUGCCAUGGAGAUAGUGGGGGCCCGUUUUUAAUGUCACACGAAGACAGAUGGUAUUUGCUUGGUAUCGUAAGCUGGGGUGAAGGCUGUGGAAAGGCCAACAAAUAUGGUUUCUACACCAAAAUUCCAAACUAUCUACCAUGGAUAAAAGGUAUCAUGAAAUCAUAAAGAGUGUGUCUACAACAUAAAUUAUGUAUCUUUACUGUGUGUAUUGAAACCCUAUAGUGUAUGCAUGACUAUUUUUUAUAAAUCGAUAUUUAUGUAAAGAACAUGGAUUUAAGUUUAAAAGAAUAAACUAUUCCAAAGAAGAA